CAUUCUGCUUCUUGCUCUCCAGAUGAUUCUGACUUAGAACCAGUGGUGAGAAUUCUGAUCGAAUCCAACUCUAUCAUAAAGGAAAGGAAGCCAAGUGACAUUAAGCAAAGAAAUUCUAUAAGGACUAGGACACAGCUCCCCCAAGGCCUAUGCCAGUAUUAGUUCCUCGGAAAUAAUACUACCAUGAUUUCCUAUUUCCAGAAACCUCAGUGCUGCCACUAAAUGGUUACCUUCUUCAUAUACAUUCAUGUAUCUGAUUACUUCUUUGACAGAACCCUGGCGGGGGGAACCUUAUAUCAAUGAACAGGAAUUAUAAAGAGGAAGAACUCAGCUUGAUAGAAUAAAGGAUUUCCUGUGUCUAAAGAUGGAACGGGCUUUGGGUGAGCAUCUGAACUCAUCACUGAAGGUGAUUUAAGCUUAAGAUGUGUGCAGAGCCAUUUAACAGAACUGACUGAGGGGCUCUGGCCCCCAAAUCUUUCUUUCGGAGAUCUACUUGAAUGUGUGUAAAGUUCCACUCUGAAUCAUUCCUUUGGGGAUCAGGAAUUUCCAGCUCUUCUCGAAAAGAUGUGGAAACUGAGAUUAUUACCCAAUUUUAUGCAGCAAGUCACUGGCAGAGCUGAGAGGAAAAUCAAGAUCUGGCUCUAGACUCUGAAGGCUGAGCUCGAACUGCCACCUCUGCCAGCAGGACCAUGUGUACCAGCUUGACCACUUGUGAGUGGAAGAAAGUCUUCUAUGAGAAGAUGGAGGUGGCAAAGCCAGCGGACAGCUGGGAGCUCAUCAUAGACCCCAACCUCAAGCCCAGUGAGCUGGCCCCUGGCUGGAAGCAGUACCUGGAGCAGCACGCCUCAGGCAGGUUCCACUGCUCCUGGUGCUGGCACACCUGGCAGUCUGCCCAUGUGGUCAUCCUCUUCCACAUGUUCCUGGACCGCGCCCAGCGGGCGGGCUCGGUGCGCAUGCGCGUCUUCAAGCAGCUGUGCUAUGAGUGCGGCACGGCGCGGCUGGACGAGUCCAGCAUGCUGGAGGAGAACAUCGAGGGCCUGGUGGACAACCUCAUCACCAGCCUGCGCGAGCAGUGCUACGAGGAGGAUGGUGGCCAGUACCGCAUCCACGUGGCCAGCCGCCCGGACAGCGGGCCGCAUCGUGCAGAGUUCUGUGAGGCCUGCCAGGAGGGCAUCGUUCACUGGAAGCCCAGCGAGAAGCUGCUGGAGGAGGAGGUGACCACCUACACCUCUGAAGCCUCCAAGCCGAGGGCCCAGGCGGGAUCCGGCUACAACUUCUUGUCUCUUCGCUGGUGCCUCUUCUGGGCCUCUCUCUGCCUGCUCGUUGUUUACCUGCAGUUCUCCUUCCUCAGUCCUGCCUUCUUUUAGUGGAGCUGGUUAAGGGUGGGAGAGGGCACAUGGGCUUGAGAGUGGGGAGGACACAGUCUGGACUUGAUCCUGCUACAGAUUCAACAUAUGACUGGACAAUCCGGUCACCUCUCUGGGCCUCAGUUAAUGCAUCUGCGGAAUGAGAGGAUUGCAUUAGAAGAUAGGCAAUGAUUCUUUCACUGGAUGUGACAAUAAUUGGGGGAAGGGGAAAAGGGUGUAAUAAAGGUUUUAGAGCUUGC
Homo sapiens (human) is the source of this 1606-nucleotide messenger RNA. It is a transcript of the gene RTP2, whose product is annotated as receptor transporter protein 2. Gene Ontology annotation, cellular component: plasma membrane. The record is from RefSeq and is a predicted model, not a curated record. The transcript is spliced from 5 exons. The coding region runs from base 690 to 1367 and encodes 225 amino acids. NCBI's taxonomy places the organism in Eukaryota, Metazoa, Chordata, Mammalia, Primates, Hominidae.